CCCGCCACUUCCGCUUCCUGCUCCCAUCGGCGAUGUACAGCUCCCUGACGGGUCGGGAUUGGCCAGGGCGGCCGCCUUUCACGGCCGCCUGCAGCGCGUGCGCAGUGAGCCAGGCCGCGGGCAAUGCUGCUGAGGGGGCCACUGUCCAGCUGGGACUGGUGCCAAAAGCUUCCUGGAGGCGGCAGCCUUCUUCGCAGGAUCCAAGUCCGUGAAGCCCACAGAGAGUUUGGGAAGAACCAUGUGGAAGUGGGGUCCCAAGCAGGUGCAGCGGGCACCGGGCAGCCCAAGUCCUCCCUGCAGGGUGGGGGCCCCUCAGGACCCCUAUACCCACCACCACCUGAGCUCCGGCCACCCACCAACUGCUGCAUGAGCGGCUGCCCCAACUGUGUGUGGGUGGAGUACGCAGAUGCGCUGCUGCUGCACUAUCAGGACGGCGGGGAGCGGGCCCUGGCCGCCCUGGAGGAGCACGUGGCUGAUGAGAACCUCAAGGCCUUCCUCCGGAUGGAGAUCCAGCUCCGCAUUAGGAGUGGAGGCUGAGCCACCUGGCCAGACACCCUCACCCUGACACACUCCUCCUCAGGAUCCUGCACCGCCCCCUUUAUCCACGGCCCGUUCGUGCGGCUGGUGUCGGCAGGAGUAGGAAGAGCUGUUUAUUGACUUUGCCUGAGAAUAAAUAUGUUCUCUGUGGUGGUUAGA
Molecule: messenger RNA, 696 nt
Organism: Bubalus bubalis (water buffalo)
Lineage: Eukaryota; Metazoa; Chordata; Mammalia; Artiodactyla; Bovidae
Gene: OXLD1
Product: oxidoreductase like domain containing 1
Exons: 2
Coding region: 124-537 (137 amino acids)
Cellular component (GO): mitochondrion
Source: RefSeq, a predicted model, not a curated record